AUGUACUAUGAGAAAUUGCACCCUGCUUUGAAAAAGCGACCCAACUUCUUUGGUGACAUGGUUGAUAAAAUCAACACUGGACUUACCGAACAAGGUCAGCGGAACUUCACGUGUGACCACUGCAACGAAUCAUUUUCAGUUCCAAGUACUCUGCGAAAACACAUCCGUGUUGUUCAUUUAAAACGGCGGGCUCGCAAAUGUGAAUACUGUGGAAAAAAGUUUUUUCAAAAAGGUCACCUCAAAACUCACGUUAUCUCUGUUCACUUGAGUCCCUUUUGCUCCCCUCACUGACUCCGCUUACCGAGGGCAUUAUGAUUGUUUAGCAGCGAACCCUUAGCUCAAAUGCUGUAGUUUCCCUGUUUUUUUUGGAGUAAUCGCCGUGUGUUCGCUUUGCGACAUACAAUCUACCUGGGACCUUCGUCUACUCUGAACUAGAACUCAGCAUGUGUAAACACUUGGAUCGUAUCCGAUGUGGAGAGCUUUUUCCUAUAGACAAAAAGUGCGGACACACACUGGUCACAACAUACAUUGAAACCAUAAUUUGUUUACGACUUGUCUGCAGCGGAUUGUGCGUUUAGAAACUUCGAUUGUGGUGCGUACUACUGAGCACAUCUUGCGUAUUUGCUUAGCAUAUAGUCCUUUCACUUCGAUAUUUAAGAAUGGAACCUAAUACAGUAAAACCUCCAAAGUUCGCCACCUCUGUAUGUUGACUAUCUCUCCAUGUUGACCACUUUUUCAUAUCUUGAACGGUCACUAUGUAAACCUUUUGGAAAUAAACCUCUUGAUCACUUCCGUGAGUUGUAUAUUGACCACUUCGGCUAUGACAGUCAGUACUACUUCAACCUCAAUAAGCUGACCAUUUGAAUCCUUACCAUUCAAUGGUUC
Dicrocoelium dendriticum is the source of this 885-nucleotide messenger RNA. The record is from the annotation of a GenBank genome assembly. NCBI's taxonomy places the organism in Eukaryota, Metazoa, Platyhelminthes, Trematoda, Plagiorchiida, Dicrocoeliidae.